Molecule: messenger RNA, 3092 nt
Organism: Formica exsecta
Lineage: Eukaryota; Metazoa; Arthropoda; Insecta; Hymenoptera; Formicidae
Gene: lt
Product: vacuolar protein sorting-associated protein 41 homolog
Exons: 13
Coding region: 391-2931 (846 amino acids)
Biological process (GO): protein targeting to vacuole; endosomal vesicle fusion; cellular response to starvation
Cellular component (GO): late endosome; HOPS complex
Molecular function (GO): protein binding
Source: RefSeq, a predicted model, not a curated record
UCGUUUGAUAGGGAGAUUAGCGAGAGGAAGGGGAAAAGAGAGAGAAAGAGAGAAAAUAUACGCUAAAAUUACGUGCGUAAUGAAAAUUGAAGUACGUAAAUGCAAAAAUAUGUACAUAUAAUGUAUCUUAUGACAAAGUUUUAUAUACUUAUGAAUUAUAAAUGAAGUUUAUUUAUGGCAUACGUUCUUCUUUUGCUCUCUUUACGAGAAAUGUGCUAUGGAACUUAUUUAACCUAACUUGAGUUCUAUUAUUGUGAGCUCACCCUCGCCUUUAUCUGUUACCUCUAUCUCUCUCAUCAAACUUUGAAAUAAUUUUGACAGUUCGUCUCGACAUUCGACUCGUAUUGUAUAUUGUAAAAAUAUUGCAUCGACAAAGAUUCAAAAACAACGAUGGAAUCCACAUCUAGCAAAGAGGAGCAGAAUAAUCCGGAAGAUUCAGAUUCUUCAGAAAUGGAUGAAAUAGAACCCAGAUUGAAAUAUGUACGAAUACGUAAUGAUUUGGAACAUAUUCUGCAGAAUGAUGCUGCUAGUUGUAUUGCUGUGCAUCCAAAGUUUCUCUGUCUGGGAUCACAUUGGGGAAUGAUCCAUCUUUUAGAUCAUCAGGGUAAUAAUGUAAAAUCCAAAACAUUACAGGCACAUACUGUAGCAGUUAAUCAGAUCUCCAUAGAUCAUAAUGGAGACUUCAUCGCUUCUUGCAGCGAUGAUGGAAAAGUUUUCAUUUAUGGAUUAUAUAGUACAGAGGACAAUCACAAUAUGAGCAUGGGCAGACUAGUUAAGAGCAUAGCAAUUGAUCCAAAUUAUUAUAAAAGUGGCAGUGGCAGAAGAUUUAUUACAGGUGAUGACAAAUUGGUGCUCUAUGAGAAGAUUUUUUUGGCCAGGAUGAAGCCAACAGUACUCUGUGAAGCAGAAGGUGGAGUCAAAUCCGUAGCAUGGUCUGGUCGCUUUGUGGCAUGGGCCUCUGAUACUGGUGUGAGAGUCUAUGAUCUUGAUGCUAGAUGUUCAUUGGGACUCAUCAAAUGGUCCCGUACCCCAGAUACAUUGCCAGAGCACUAUAGAUGCAAUCUACAGUGGUCAGACAGCAAGACAUUGUUGAUUGGAUGGGUGGACAUUGUACGCAUUUGUCAUAUUAGGAAACGUACUAUGCAGGAGAUGGUGAACCGAGAUUUACCCGAGUUUGUGGUAGAUCCAGUAUCAACGUUUCAAGUAGAUUUUUAUAUAUCGGGUAUAGCACCAUUAAAAAAUCAAUUGGUAUUAUUGGGGUGCCUCAAAGAGCUAGACGAAGAUGGAAAAAAUCAACGUCCAACUCUGCACGUGGUUGAACCAAAAUACCAAGAUUUUUCAGUGCUUUGUGCAAAUUCACUUACUCUACGUGGCUACAAAGAGUAUAGCUGUAAUGAUUACCAUUUGGAUUGUUUGAAGGAGGAAAACAGGUUUUUUAUUGUAAGUCCAAAGGACAUUGUGGUAGCCAGUUUAUACGAUACAGAUGACAGAAUCGAGUGGUUGUUGAGCCAUGGGAAAUUUGAGCAAGCUUUGGAAGCAGUAACAACGAAUAAUGGCAAGGAUUGCAAGAGGCACACUGUAUUAGACGUGGGACGAAUUUAUUUGGAUCAUUUGUUAGCAUACGAGAAAUACGAUGAGGCUGGAAAACUUUGUCUCAAGAUUCUAGGACGAAAUAAAAAAUUGUGGGAGGAAGAGGUUUACAAAUUCGCCAGAAUGCAUCAAUUACGUUCUAUUUCGUCAUAUUUACCUCGAGGUGAUGUCACCCUUGAUCCACUAGUGUAUGAGAUGGUGCUGUAUGAGUAUCUAAAAAUGGAUCCCGAUGGUUUCUUGCAGUUAGUCAAAGAAUGGUCUCCAAGCUUAUACACAGUGGCGGCGGUAGUUAAUGGCGUAUUGGAGCACUUACUAGUCCACAAUCAGCGACAGAAUGUAUUAUUGGAAGCAUUAGCUAUUUUAUACAUUCAUGAUGGCAAAUAUGAUAAAGCUCUCGCCAUGUAUUUGAAGCUACGUCACAAAGACGUCUUUCAGCUGAUUCAGAAGUAUCAGUUGUAUAAUUCCGUAUAUGAUAUGAUCGAAGGUCUGAUGGAUCUGGACACGGAGCGUGCCAUACAAUUUUUUCUGGAAAAAGACAGGGUAGCGUCUGAUGUCAUUGUACAGAAAUUGCAGCAUAAUCAUCGUUAUUUAUACUUGUAUCUAGAUGCCUUAGACAAGAGAGAUACUAAAGACUCCAAGGGCAAGUAUCAUGGCUUACUAGUGCGAUUAUACGCUGAUUAUUCGAGAGACAAGUUAUUGCCGCUUCUACGUCGCUCUGAUAAUUAUCCAAUACAACAAGCUCUGGAUAUCUGUAGCCAGCGUCAGUUUUAUCCGGAAAUGGUAUACUUAUUGGGCAGGAUAGGAAACACUUCUGAAGCUUUGGCGCUUAUGACGAGAGAACUCGACGAUAUGGAGAGUGCGAUUGCGUUUUGUCAAGAACACGAUGACGAGGAACUAUGGAACGAUCUAGUUAAUUAUUCGCUUGACAAACCUACGGCAAUUACGUUUCUUCUUCAAAAGAUUGGCACCUACGUUGACCCCCGACUUAUGGUACAAAGGAUAGAACCUACUUUGGAAAUUCCAGGGUUGAAAAAAGCAUUGGUCAAAAUGAUGUGUGAUUAUAAUCUGCAAGUGUCUGUGCAAGAAGGUUGCAAAAAAAUACUGUCUAAUGAUUAUUUCAAUCUCCAUGAACGACUUGUUCGUUGUCAACAGAAAGGCAUAUUUGUCGAUGAUGAUCAAAUGUGCGGAGCUUGCCAUAGGAAGAUAAUUGUAAGAGAGCUGCGGAAUAUAGUUGUAUUUUAUUGUAAGCAUUCUUUUCACGAAGAUUGUCUGCCCAACUUUGAAUUCGUUGAAAAUUGUGUGAUAUGUAACUCGCAGGAGAUGAUGCUUGGCAGAAAAUGAUAAAAGUAAUUGCAUCUCAUUAUGUGACAUGUGCAAUAUCCAAAGUUCAAAGUGGAUUAAAGUGUCAUAUUUCAUUGAGUGACUAAGAUUAUGUUUUGCACACGCUAAUGUAUAAACAAAUUUUUAUAUAAUAAAUAAGUUGAAGUUACUUACAAAAGAAA